UCUGUUGGGUCCUCUGCGCCAUGGCAUCCACUGUGCUGACCGCUUCCUCUAUCGUACCCCACGGGGCGGCGCACCUCUCGUCCGCCGCCACCAGACGAAGGGGGCGGUGCGUCGCGUCUUCGUCAUCGCCGCCGUCGGCCACGAGGCGGACCGCCUCCAUCGCCCUUCUCUCCCUCCUCUGCGGCUCCUCCGCCCAUCCCGACGGUGCUGAUGCGGUCAACCUCUUUGAUAAGUACGUGAAGCGGAAGAAAUUGGAUCCAUUAGAGGCGUAUAUACCCGCUGUUCUCCUGAGUCGAGCGCAAUUUGAGGACUUGGAGAAAUCUUUGGAUACAAAGCAGCCAAAUUAUGAUAUGAGUAGAUUUAUGUUGCGCUCUGGUCCAGCAGGAUCUCUACGCUUGAAUAUUAGAGCAGUGGCACAAUAUGCAGCUGAGGAUGGCAAUGGAAAAGCAGCUUCUGAUGCUGUUGAGCAAUGCCUAAGGGGCUUGGAGGAUCUUGACUCACUGUUGCUGCAAGCAAUAAGAAAUAAUCCAACAGCUUCAGUAGAAUCCAUGAAGAGCAAACUCGAUACCGUUUUGGGAGCCUUGGACAGCCUAUUGCAAACUGUUCCAUCCAAGGUGCUGGAUAAAGGAAAGGCCAUUGCAGAGGCUUAUAGGAUUCCAGGUUACCAGAAUGAUGAAGGUCCACCUGAGGAUUUGGACCCGGAGGUGAAAAACCUGGAAGCCCUUCUUUGAGUGACAUAAGCCUCCUCUACUGUGUUCCAUUUUCUUCAAAGGAAGCAUUUGCUUUAUAGAGUGACCAAAUGAUCAGGUUUCUAUCCACAUCACCAACAAAACAUCUGUAAAUGAGCAUUCCUCCAACAUAUCAUUCUCAUUGCUAAUGCAUGCUUAGUUAUAUACACUGAUAUGUUUGGGAUUAGUGUACCCAAUUAUAAAGUGUGUGUGAAUGUUGUGUUGGCAU
Messenger RNA from Musa acuminata subsp. malaccensis (wild Malaysian banana), 957 nucleotides. RefSeq lists its product as uncharacterized. NCBI's taxonomy places the organism in Eukaryota, Viridiplantae, Streptophyta, Magnoliopsida, Zingiberales, Musaceae. The record is from RefSeq and is a predicted model, not a curated record.